Messenger RNA from Colletotrichum karsti, 1266 nucleotides. RefSeq names its product sterigmatocystin 8-o-methyltransferase. Lineage: Eukaryota; Fungi; Ascomycota; Sordariomycetes; Glomerellales; Glomerellaceae. Gene Ontology annotation, molecular function: O-methyltransferase activity. The transcript has 5 exons. The record is from RefSeq and is a predicted model, not a curated record. Bases 1 to 1266 code for a protein of 421 amino acids.
AUGUCUACCACGAACGGCACCAACGGCACCAAGACCGGCCCCGUUGUCGAUGUGGCGAUCGCCACUAGACCGAACGACCUCGAGGCGGUUCCCGGCCUGCUCAAGGAACUCAAUGCAGGCGUUGACUCCUUGGCAACCGGCGGCGAUGAGGCCCGUCAUGAGCUCCUGCUUAAGGCUCGCUCGAUCGUCCAGGCUCUCGAAGCCCCGAGAGAGACCAUGAUCAAGCAUUGCUGGGCACAGACCGGUGCCCUGGCUGGUAUCAACCUUGGUGUUGACUCGGGCCUGUGGAAGCUCAUGGCGAAGAAUGGCGACAGGCCCCAGAAGGUGGCCGAGUUGGCCGAAGCCCUUGGUGUUGACCCGGCCCUGUUGAGCCGUCUCAUGCGCCAUCUUGGUGCCAUGGGUUACAUCAAGGAAACUGGCCUUGAUGAAUACCAGCCCACCAACUUCUCCAAGUCGUUGAGCAUUCCUAUGAUCGGAGAUGGGUACAUUGCUAUGACAUCAUGCACUGGCGCCGGUCCCCUUCGAUUCCACGAGUACUCUCGUAAGAGAGGUUACAAGAACCCCACCGACGCGAAGGAUACAUCCAUGAUGUACGCAUACAACACCGACAAGGACAUGUUCGCAUGGCAACAAUCACUGGGCUAUGGCACCCACUUCAACCACCACAUGUCCGGCUACCGACAGGGUCGUACGCCUUGGAUGGCCCCCAGCUUCUUCCCCGUCAAGGAGAGGCUCAUCGCCGGCGCCGACACGAGCCCCGAUGCCCCCUUUUUGGUGGAUAUCGGCGGCAGUAUCGGCCACGAUCUGGCCGAGUUCCACCGCUACCACCCCGACGCGCCGGGCAAGCUCAUCCUGCAGGACCUGCCAGUAGUCAUCGGCCAGAUCCAGGAGCUGACCCCGGCUAUCACGCCCAUGGGUCACGACUUCCUGACGGAGCAGCCUGUUAAGGGAGCGCGCGCAUACUACAUGCACUCAUGCUUGCAUGACUGGCCUGAUGAUGUCUGCGAGAAGAUCCUCGCUCAGAUCAAGGCCGCUAUGAAGCCUGGUUACAGCAAGUUGCUCAUCAAUGAGAACGUCAUUCCGUCUACGGGGGCUUGGUGGGAGACAUCGGCUCUUGACAUGGUCAUGCUCACGCUCUUCUGCUCCAAGGAGCGUACUGAGGGCGACUGGUACAACUUGCUGGAAAAGCUUGCCGGUCUGAAGAUUGUCAAGAUCUGGGGCGGCGGCAAGGGUGUGGAGAGCUUGAUUGAGGUUGAGCUUCCUUAG